GAGAGAGGGGCAGGAGCCACGCACGCAACACGUAUGUGUAUUCGCAAAUCCUCUCGCAAAUCGAUCGCGCGAACUCCGCUCGUUGCCCGAGUUGAGACCUGGUAGUGCGUAAUAACCCGUACCCCGUAUCGAGGAGGGUUUUUUUCGCAAGCGAGUCAGAGAAGAGGAAGCAACACAUCUCAAGAUGAGCAAGCGACUGGAGACCGUUGCUACGAUGACCUGCAUGAAGACCCUGUUGAUGCUCUUCAAUUUCAUCUUCUGGGCGUCUGGGGUGUUGAUGCUGUGCAUCGGCAUAUGGAUGCGCAUCCAGCUGCGGGAUUACAUGAACAUGAGCGCGCAGGGCAGCGGGGCCGCUUUGCUAGCCAUCGCGAGCUUAGGAGCGGUGUUGGCGGUCGCGGCGGUCCUCGCCUGUUGCUGCACCGCGCGCGGUCAUCCUGCUCUACUGUAUUUGUACGGCGCGUUCCUGGCCGUCGUGGCAUUGCUGGAACUCGCCGCGGGCGCGUCGGUUUACGCUUAUCGCACGAAUCUGAACGAGGGAUUCGAUCAAGGUCUGAACGAAAGCAUGGCAGCCUACGGACAGGACCAAUCCAAGAGCAAUAACAUCGAUAGCAUGCAAAAGACGCUGCACUGCUGCGGCAAUCGCGGGUAUGCCGAUUGGCUCAAUCUGGAUCCACCGAAGGACAUUCCCUUGUCCUGCUGCAAGGUAGCCCAGGAUAAAUGCGAUUCACAGGACCCAGAUGAAAUUUAUACCGAGGGAUGCUACAAUCGCGUGCUGGACUUCAUAAAUAGCAACAUCGGUCUGGUGGCCGGUACGGCGAUCGGCGUAGCCUUUUUCCCAUUAGUCGGUAUCUUCUUAGCGUGCUGCCUAGCCAGCAAUAUCAAUAAGGCCGAGUACGAGCAGGUUGCUUAGGCAUGGCACUUGCGCAGGCAGCAACGACGGUCCUACCAGAAAACAAAACCUGCAACGCUAGCGACAACGGCGAACAUGUAUGAUUUAAUGGGAACAUUUUCUCGGAAAUGAUCUCGAUCGAGGAAAGCGCGCAUCUUACCACUUCGGUUUUAAUUGAUGAUUUCAGUACAAAAAUGAGAGAUAAAAAUUCACACAGGAUAAGGUCCACUUGUAAUAUGAAGUUACAUCUAAAUUGGAUCUUAUACCAAAUUACCUAUUCACAUUGUUUUUGCAAAGCCCUUUAAUUCUUAUUUAAGUGCUCGGUUGAUCAAAAUUCGCACUCUCAUGUUCUAACUAUAUGAAUUAAACUCUUCUAGUCAAAAUUAGUAAAAAUAGAUGUUAUAUCGAGUUAUGUUCACUUGAUACUGUUACAAGAUACAAUCUUUUCAUACAUUUGGAAGUUAAAUGAAGACUCACUUCCAAAGUACUUCAAAUAACUUUAAACCAAAGUACUUUACGCAUAAAAAUUAAAAGCAACAUAUACAAAUCUUAAUAUAUUACUUAAGAUCUUCUAAGAGAAGCGUCUUAUAAGGUAGAGCAGACAGAAAAAUAAGAAAGCAAAACAUACUGGUUUAAUACUAAUCGUCUCUUUUGUUUAGACUUUUUACUUCGAGAUAUGGUAAUGAAGAAAAUAUGUAACAUGAUUUAUGAAGCUUUUUUUAAAGUUAAAGAGCGUAUGAUAUUUAAAUCAUUGAAUAAAUGACGAUGACAUAUUCCUUUACAUGAGAGAGUUAAGUAAUGUUGUAGAAUACGAACGCAUGAUUAGCAUUUUUAUAUGGAUGGGCAGUAAAAAUAUAACUUGAUUAUCGUUAUCUUUAAAAAUAUCUAAUCGCGUUCACUAUUAUACUCCGUACUGAAUAAAACUUUGAUCUAAAUAAAUCGAAUUCUAAAAUUCGGUGAAAGUCAGUGAUAUAUUGAUUGUUAUUUUUAUCAAUAGAAUCACAACGCGAAUAGUUUGCGAUAGAGUUCAUUUCACGAAUGCCUGCUUAUGACAACGAUGGUGCGAAAGGUAAAACAGACUUCUACAUUUUUUAAUAUUGUCCUACGAAUCCUUAGAUGUACCAACGGACUUUUUCUUCUUGGAUCUUAAUCUCUUGCGAAUCUUAUAUUCUGUAAAUCUUUAUAAAUCCAUUAAAUCCUUCAUUCUUAAA
Molecule: messenger RNA, 2100 nt
Organism: Temnothorax curvispinosus
Lineage: Eukaryota; Metazoa; Arthropoda; Insecta; Hymenoptera; Formicidae
Product: tetraspanin-7-like
Exons: 5
Coding region: 185-910 (241 amino acids)
Cellular component (GO): membrane
Source: RefSeq, a predicted model, not a curated record